Molecule: messenger RNA, 5595 nt
Organism: Anguilla rostrata (American eel)
Lineage: Eukaryota; Metazoa; Chordata; Actinopteri; Anguilliformes; Anguillidae
Product: aspartate aminotransferase, cytoplasmic-like
Exons: 8
Coding region: 1396-2649 (417 amino acids)
Biological process (GO): L-aspartate biosynthetic process
Cellular component (GO): cytosol
Molecular function (GO): pyridoxal phosphate binding; L-aspartate:2-oxoglutarate transaminase activity
Source: RefSeq, a predicted model, not a curated record
UGACUUUGUCUCAGUCUUUCUCCAAUAAAUUUUUGUGCAUCAUUUGAUGGUGUAUUACUUCAUUGGGGGGUGAGGAAUCACAUUUGGAGUCUGUUAGUUUUGAUGUACAGUGCCGUGAAAGUAUUUGCCCCCUUCUUGAUUUCCUGUAUUAUUGCAUAUUUGUCACACUGAUUGAAUUCAGAUCUAUAAAACAAAAAGAAUCUGAGUAUACAGAAAACACAUUUUUUAAAAUUCCAUUUAUUUAAGGAAAAAAGUUAUCAAACACAUAUAAUACCCACAUGAAAAAGUAAUUUUCCCCUUGAACCUAAUAAUUGGUUGUACCACCUUUAGGCAGCAAUAACUGCAACCAAACAGUACAAUUUUAUCAAUUUUUCACAUCGCUGUGGAGGAAUUUUAGCCCACUCUUUAGAGUACUGCUUCACUUCAGACAAAUUGGUAGGUUUUUGAGCAUGAAGUCUUAAUUUCAGGUCCUGCCACAGGGUUCAAGUCAGGACAUAGGCCACUCCAAAACUUGAAUUUAGGUUCUUUCCAGGCAUUCAGAUGUGGACUUAUGUGCUUUGGAUCAUUGUCUUGCUGCAUAACCCAAUUACGCUUCAGCUCAUGGACAGAUGACAAGACAUUCUCCUUAAGAAUUUUCAGGUACAGAGCCAAAUUCAUGGUUCCUUCAAUAAUGACAAGUUGUCCAGGUCUUGAAGGCAGCAAAGAAUCCCCACACCAUCACAGUACGGCCAUGUUUCAUUGUUGGUAUGAUGUUCUAAGGGGGCAAUUACCUUUUCACAAGGGUAUUAUGGGUGUUUAAUAGCUUUUUCAUUAAACAAAUGAACUAACCGUGUUUUGUAUAAUGUUUUUAAAAACGUUUUAAAUGUGUUUCCCUUUGUCUAAUUUUACAUUUUGUCUAAAGAUCUGAAACCAUGCAGUGUGAGAAAUAUGCAAUAAUAGAGGAAACUAUAGGAAGGGUGCAAAUACUUUUUCAUGAAACUUUAGGUAAAUGACAAGUUUAAAUAAUUCCAAUUAUCCUUACAGAUUACAGUAGCCUAGUUUGACUGUUGCAGCGACACUGCUACACCGCCAUAUCCGGGUGAACUCCUAUCAAUUCUUUAUAUCUUAUAGCAAUUCAGCAAAUCAUAAAAGCAAUUGAUUUUGGAAGCCUUUAGAGGGAUAUUCCAGAGUUCGUCAAUUCCGGUUUUACCCAAGACAGGUGGAGCAGUAUAUUUGCGGGCAAUAAUCUUUGCAAACGUAGCCGCGCAACGUUGAGGCUGUGCUGUAACUUGGCAACAGGCAGUAAACAGAACGACUGUUUGCUAAAGUCUACCAGCUCUAAACCCGUCAGGGAUAAAGAAGAUACCUGGUUCAUCUGUUUUUGAUGGCGAAAACGAUAUUGAUAUAAAAUAUACAAUGUCGGAAGCGAUGUCUACGCUUUCCGUUUUUGUUGACACUCCAGCAACUCCGUCGCAUCCCGAAGCGAAAUUGCUGGCAGCCUUCAAAAAAGACACUCAUCUCAAAAAGGUGUACCUUGCUGGAAGGGAGUAUCUAAAUGAAGAUGGCAAGGCCUUUGUGCUCCCUCUAAUAAGGAAGAUAAAGCAACAGAUCACCAGUGAUCCUACUCUCAGCUCAGAGUACCCACCCUGCCUAGGCCUCCCAGAAUUCACCAGAAGAGCAACAGAGCUUGCUCUUGGCAAUGACUGCUGUGCAAUUGUGGAAAACAGGGUGCUGGGGGUCCAGACAGUAGGCUGCACUGGGGCAGUACGCCUGGGGGCUGAGUUGUUGAAGCGCUGGUACAGCCUGAGUGCAGAAUGGCGGGGCCCUGUCUACCUCUCUGCGCCCUGUGAUGAACGCCUGGCUGGGGUCUUUGAGGCCGUGGGGAUCCUGGACGUUCGGGAGUACAGGUACUGGGACGCGGAGCUGAGGGGCGUGUCUGCGGAACACAUGCUGGAGGAUCUGGAGGCGGCCCCGGAACUGUCCGUGAUCGUGCUCUCGGCCCCGGGCCACUGCCCCACGGGGGCCGACCUCUCCCAGAAGGACUGGAAACUGGUGGCUGAAGUCAUGGUGAGGCGCAGGCUCCUCCCUUUCUUCCUGAUGCCCACACAGGGCCUGUGCCUGGGGGACCCUGGCCAGGACAGCUGGCCGCUGCGUCACUGCGCCUCCGUGGGCAUGGAGCUAAUCUGCGCCCAGGCUUUCUCUCACAACUUUGGCCUCUAUGGAGAGCGAGUUGGACACCUCUUGCUUGUCCUGAGGCAAAACUCAACACUAUUAGCUGUUCAGUCGCAAGCAGAGAGACUGGUGAGAACACUGUGGUCCCGUCCACCUGUGGGAGGGGCCCGAGUGGUUGCCACGGUGCUCAGUAACCCCGCCCAUCUUGUUGAAUGGCACGAGGGUGUGAGGACUGCUGUGGAGCGGUGCAUGCUGGUUAGGGAGCGACUACGAGAGAAGCUGAGGAUUCUGGGAACUCCAGGCUGUUGGGACCACUUGACACAGCAAGGUGGAGUGUACUGCUGCACAGGCCUUAACGCCCAGCAGGUGGAGUACCUUUCCAAGAGGAGACAUAUCUACCUGCUCCCCAACGGGUGUCUGAAUGUGAGCUGCAUAAACAACCUCAACCUGGACUACGUGGCAGAGUCCAUAAACCUGGCCUUGACCUCUCUUCCUUGAUGUCAUGAACCAGAUCAUUCACUUCUGCUAACAAACCAGCUACUUGUGAAGUAAUGUGACGUGAACAACACCUUUUGCACCCAGGCAUGUCCUUAAUUAGAGUCAAUUCAAAAGGUGGAUGCACCCAUUGGAAGAUCAGUGUUUAUAAGGAAAUGAUGCGUCUCAUCCAGUAAACCGUUGGAACGAUUACACUCUACACAAGAAGACAUGAGUCACAGACAUGAAAAAAUGAUCUCCUCCUUUUUUUAGUGACUGUUAUUGUGAAUAGAUAAGGUGAGGAGAGAGCCUUGAGAGAACAAUCAUGCUGGGCAUGUUUGAAAGAAAUAGAGAAAAAUAAAUAAAACCUCUGUGUGGCCCUAGUUCCUGACACUACCAAAAUAAGAGACUUUCCAGCAGAGCACUAGCUGCAUUGUCAGUCCAAGCAGGCUUUAAAGCACCUCAGGCUACAAAUACGUAAAGCAAAUGCCUGGAUUUCAAAUGGCAAUUCAAAGAUAUUUCCCGGUGUUUUAUAAUUAUUUAUUAAAUAAUGUGGUAUACAUUUGUGUUUAUUCCAUAUGGAACAAAUCCACCCAGACUAUAUUUGGUAAAUCCUCCUAACCAAUGGUUAGUAUUCUGCUUCAAGAGGAAUCUUGGGAUGCAAAAACAAUACUGUUAUUUAUCAAGGCUGAAAUAUAUUCAGCUCACCUACUGCUUGUCAAGAGAGGUAAUAUAAGCUAUCCGAGCAGAAUUAGUCUUGUUGAUGCCUUUCAUCAAUCAGAAGCCAUUAAGCAGACACCAUCACACAGAGCAAUUUACAGUGUACAAUAUGAACUGCAAUAGAAGUGCAAUGGCGGGGGGGGGGGGGACCUAGUUUCACAUUUUAGUAUAACUAAUCAUAUCAAAAUAGAAGCUGUUAUAAAAUGUGGAUGGUCUCCUCAAUCUGGCAUCAAAUUCAGAUCAUGACAGUGACUGCGGUCAGCAGCCCUGCCGGGUGACAGAUAGUUGGCUCGAGCAUCACCUAGGGACGGCAGGGGUGCAGGUGGCCUCAAAUGAAGCAUCUCGUCACUUGCCAACAACCCCUGCUGGUCGGUCAGGUGCCUGGAAGUCCAGCCAUUAAGUGUCUUCCUCCAGCUCACAUCUGUGCAAGCCUGACAUGAUAAGUGCAGUGUGUAAUAAGAACUAGCAGCUGACAUCACAUGCUUCAGAGAAGACCCAUUCUCAUCUGCGCUCUCCUGCGUCAAUAGCAAAGUUUGCAGCAGUGAGCAAUGAUAAAUAUGAUCGGGAAUUCAAAAUUGGGGAGAGAAGGAGUAAAACAAUAAGAAAUUAUAUUAAAUGGUAUCUUCUUAAAGCCACGGAAGGAAAUAAAACAUUGAGAAUUGCUUAUAUUGGCAGACAUUCAAUUUCUACAACAUUUCUCAGUGUUGAAAUACAUACACUACAUGGCCAAAAGUAUGUGGACACCUGACAUCCAACAUCUCAUCCAAAAUGAUGGGCAUUAAUAUGGAAUUUGUUCACCUUUCGCUGCUAUAACAACCUCCACUCUUCUGGGAAGAUUUUGUACUAGAUGUUGAAGCUUUGCUGCAGGGAUUUACUUCCAGUCAGUCAGAAGAGCAUUAAUGAGUUUGGACACUGAUUUGGCAAUUAGGCCUGGCUGGCAGCAGGCAUUCCAACUGAUCCAAAAAGUGUUGGAUGGAGUUGAGGUCAGGGCUCUGUGCAGGCUAGUCAAGUUCUCCCACACCGUUCUGGACAAAAACAUAUAUAUUGUCAUGCUGAAACAGGGAACUGUUGGGGAGGCACAGAACUGUCAUGAGAAACAGCCCCAGACGAAGGGAUGUCCAGAUACAUUUGGUCAUAUAGUGUAAGCAGUGGCCAAAAAAACACACCCAUCUGAAGUUACUUUAUAGGCCAUUUUUCACCAUAUGCUGCCAGUACAGCUUUUAUUUGCUGUGGCAUAAAAUACACCAGAAUCAGAAAUUCUGCAGGAUGAAUGCAACACUGAUCUCACACAAGAAAGCCCAUCAGCGCAUGCCUUGUUAAUGGAGGUGGGUGUCUCAGAUGCAGUUCCAAAAUGUCCAUAAAUGCUUGAUCAGGUUCAGGUCUGGGGAAUGAAAUUGACGGCAUAUGGAUAACAUCAUUGUCAUGCUAAUGCUCAUUGCACCACACAUUCUGUGGAUAGGGGCAUUGUUAUGCUGGAGGCACAAAAUUUCUGUAGCAUGGAAUGAAGGUGAUCACUUAUAGUCUUUAAGUAGUUAUUACCAUUGACCUGUGGUAUCCUUCCCUAUAGAUUUGGUUCUUACCGAAACUACCUGCUCACAUCCUAAAUUGCAAUUUUCUGUCAAUUUAAUUAGAGUUGCUCACCUGUCUAACUUAUCACCUGUCAAAUGUAUCACUGAAGCUCCUGCCAAGCUCCCCUACAAUCUUCUUCCUUCUAGCCAUACUAGUCAUAAUUAUAGGCAACCAGGCUUGACCAGCAUAUCCAUAUCCAUAAUUUUGCAUAUGACCCUGAGUCUGCUGGGAUGUUAGUUGCUUAAUUAACUCAGGAAUCACACUUGUGUAGAAGCUCCUGCUUUCAAUAUGCUUUGUGUCCCUCAUUCACCAAACUGUUCCCAACUUUUUGGCCAUGACCUUCAAUUACAAAAUAGUGCACAUAUUAUAAAGCAUAGAUACUUAGAUAAUUUAGAUAAAGGUUUGUUAAAUAACCAAAUAAAUAUAUUGUACAUUUACCCCCGUGAGAGGAGAGAUUUAACUGUAAGAUAAUCGCAAAUGGGAAUGACUUAUUCCUAAGGCAAUGCAUUUCCUCAGUGCUCUGUAGAAGCCAAUGUGCAAUCUGUCCAUGUGGCGGUGCUGUUUCUUUCAAAUAAAUCCACAGUAAUGUAGUGCCAUUGUAUUGUCUCUUCUGCUUGUGUGGUUUCUGUGGGUAAACAGGUUUCUCAAAGUGAAUGUGAAUGUGUUCUGUUGCUUUGCAUA